ACAACUGCAGCACAAUCUGCACGCAAGACCAGCAGCGCGGCUAUCAAAGAGGUGGAGAAGCAGCACUGCGACCUGAUUAUUCUCUCCGCGCUGGACGAGAUCGCGUGGCUGACAAACCUGCGCGGUGGUGACGUAGACCACAACCCCGUUUUCUACGCUUAUGCUGUCAUUGACAAACACCGCGCGAAAGUGUGCCUCUACGUGAACCUGGACAAGGUCACCGACGUUGUGCGCCAUGCGUGUGAGGAUCACAUCGAAUUCUGUCCGUACGAACAAUUCGAAGCAGACCUCAAGAAGCUGCCACAGGGCCGCAAGGCGCUCGUCGACGAGCGCCAGACCAGCGAGGCCGUGUUCCGCAUAUUGAAGCAUGUCGGCAUCGAGAUGGUCCGCGUCGUUUGCGGCCCGGCGCAGAAGUUGAAAGGGAUCAAGAAUGCGGUCGAGCUUAAGGGCUUCCGCGACUGCCACGUGGACGGUGCCGCCCUGACGCGCUACCUCGCCUGGCUGCACGACCAGGUUGCCAACAAGGGUGUGACAGACCUAAACGAGUACGACGUGGCCACGAAGCUCGAGGAGUUCCGCGCCCAGGAGGAACACUUUGUGCAGCUCAGUUUUGCUUCCAUCUCGUCGAUCGGCCCUAACGGAGCAAUGUGCCACUAUCAUCCUGCCGAGACGGGUUCUGCCAUCCUUCGCAAAGACCAGCUGUACUUGAUCGACAGUGGUGCUCAGUACUGGGACGGCACCACCGAUGUGACGCGCACCGUCUGCUUUACACCGCCGAGUGAUGAGCAGCGGGAGGCCUACACUCUUGUGCUCAAAGGGCACAUUGCGCUUAACAGCAUUGUCUUCCCAAAGGGCACCAGCGGUGUCCGUCUCGACACCCUGGCGCGAAUGGCGCUCUGGAGCGUGGGACUCGACUACGCCCACGGCACCGGGCACGGCGUGGGCUCUUUUCUCAAUGUGCACGAGGGCCCUCACGGGAUCGGCAUUCAUCCAGUUGCCACCGAAGCGAAGAUUGAGCUGCACUCCAUCGUGUCGAACGAGCCUGGCUACUACAAGGACGGCCACUACGGCAUCCGCAUUGAGAACCUCGAGGAGGUGGUCGAGUGUCGGACCAAGUACAGCCCGACCGGCUUCUACACCAUGUCUCACCUCACGAUGGUGCCUCUGUGCCGGGACCUCAUCGAUACGAGCCUCCUCACAGAGAUGGAGCGCGCCUGGGUAGACCGCUACCACGCCAAGGUAGUAGCGAACAUCAUGCCUCACCUGCAAAAGGCGGGCGACCAGAACGCCAUCGAGUACCUCAAGUACCACGCGCAGCCUCUCUGA
Leishmania braziliensis MHOM/BR/75/M2904 is the source of this 1326-nucleotide messenger RNA. Lineage: Eukaryota; Euglenozoa; Kinetoplastea; Trypanosomatida; Trypanosomatidae. The record is from the annotation of a RefSeq genome assembly.